Molecule: messenger RNA, 3881 nt
Organism: Molossus molossus (Pallas's mastiff bat)
Lineage: Eukaryota; Metazoa; Chordata; Mammalia; Chiroptera; Molossidae
Gene: UVSSA
Product: UV stimulated scaffold protein A
Exons: 13
Coding region: 56-2212 (718 amino acids)
Biological process (GO): transcription-coupled nucleotide-excision repair; response to UV
Cellular component (GO): chromosome
Molecular function (GO): RNA polymerase II complex binding
Source: RefSeq, a predicted model, not a curated record
CCGGGAGCUAGUGAAGCCCCGCUUCCUGAGCGUCUCUGCCUCGCUGUCUGUAGCCAUGGAUCAAAGACUCUCGGAGUUGGUAGAAGACCUCACAACUUCCGGAGAACCCCAGCUGAAUACUGAGAAAAUGAAGGAGCUGAAGAAAAUUUGCAAGUCAUCGGAGGAACAGCUGAGCCAUGCCUACCACCUGCUGAUGGCCCAGCUGAGCCAGGAGCACGCCGAGAUCCGCCUCUCCGCCUUCCAGGUUGUGGAUGCGCUCUUCGCCCGCUCUCACCUGUUCAGGGUGCUGGUGGUGUCCAGCCUCCAGGAGUUCUUGGAGCUCACUCUGGGCACUGACCACCGGCGGCCCCUGCCGCCCCCCAGAGAGGUGGCCCAGAAGCUGAGGCAGGCUGUCACCCAGGCCAUCCAGGGAUGGAAUGAGAAGUUUGGCAUGGCCUAUAAGAAGCUCGCCUUGGGCUACCACUUCUUGAAACACAGCCAACAGGUGGAUUUUCAGGAUGUGAAUGCUAGGACUCUGGCAGAGAGAAAGCGAGAAGAGGAGAAGCAGAGGCGUUUAGACAGAAUCUAUCGGGAAAGGUCUGAGCAGGCCGUGCAGGAGAUGGAGGAGAUGUCAGAGGAAAUCCGGGGCUGCCUCACGGAGGUGCACAGCUGCUUCCGACUGCUGGUGCCCUUUGACUUGGGGCUGAGCCCGGGGGCCGGCUCACUGGCCGUGGCCUCUGGUGCAUCUGAGGAGGGCGCUCCUUGCCUGGCCAGCAUCCCUGACCUUGGGGACGAGGAGCAACCAUGCUGCAGCAAGACCCUGCCUGCCUGUGCACGCCGUCCAGUAGCCAUUGGCGGGGAGGGGCCACCCCGGGUUACUACAGGGGCCACUUCGGAGGAUGAGGAGGAAGACGACAGCGACUCGGAGGAGUUUGUGCGGCACCAUGGGCUGGGCUCCCACAAGUACACGCUGGAUGUGGAGCUGUCCUCAGAGAACCUGAGGAUACAGGAGGAUGAGGACAAUUGCGCUGUCAUCCAGUCGGCCCGGGACAUGCUCAAGCUCAUCAGGAACAAGUUCCUGCCAGCUGUGUGCACCUGGGUCCAGCUGUUCACCCGCGCAGGUGCACACGGCAGGCACUUGGAGGCUGCCAUCGACCUGAAGGCGGAAUUGGAAACUGCUCUGAGGAGAUCCCAGGAGCUGGACAUUGAGCCCAAGGGGCUGAGCAGGAGGGAGGUGGUGGCCCUGGGGGACGAGGAUGAGGACGAGGAUGACUUUGUGGAGGUCCCGGAGAAGGAGGGGUACGAGGCCUGCGUCCCUGACCACUUGAGGGCUGAGGCUGGUAAGUGGCAAGGACAGGGCACUGGGAGGAGGGUCCCGCUCAGACAGUGCCCGUCAGGGCUGGGGAAAGACCUGGCUGCGCAGGGCCUGCAGGUGAGGAAGAGGACGAGGAGAGAGGAGGAGGCGAGCGACCCCACCUCUGCUGCUGCCCAGCUCCACCGGCUCCGGGGCCACCUGCCCCCAGCCCCAUGCCCGAGCCCCAGGGCACCGUUGGGGCCAGAGGAGGCUGAGAAGUUGGCAGCAGAGCGGGCCCGGGCGCCUGUCGUGCCCUUUGGGGUGGACCUGUGCAACUGGGGCCAGGAGCAACCGGCGGUUGGGAAGGUCCUCAAGGCGGAGUCUCAGCACCGCUUCUGGAAGCCCCGUGAGGUGGACGAGGAGGUGGGCAGCGCUGAGGUCUCGGAAUUGCUGCGGAGCCGCCACAUCACCUUCGCAGGGAGGUUCGAGCCCGUGCAGCACCGGUGCCGCGCCCCCAGGCCCGACGGCCGACUCUGUGAGCGCCAGGACCGGCUGAAGUGCCCGUUCCACGGCAAGAUCAUCCCCAGAGACGACAUGGGGCGGCCCCUCCGCCCGGAGGACAGGGCCCGGGAGCAGAGCCAGCAGCUGCAGAGGCAGGCCAGGUGCCCAGACUGGCAGGAUCCUGAGUUUAUGAGAGACGUGGAGGCGGCCACGGGUGUGGAUCUAGGCUCGUCCAGGGCUGGCAGGAGAGGCCGAGGCAAGAGGAGGCGGCACCCCGGCCUCACUGACCUGAAGCGGCAGACGGACACGGCCCGCACACGCAUCGCCAAGAAGGUCUUCGCCAAGGCUGCUGUGCAGAGGGUGGUCACAGCCAUGAACCAGAUGGACCAGAAGAAGCAUGAGAAGUUUGCGAACCAGUUUAACUAUGCGCUGAAUUAGGGGCUAGGCCAGCUGUGCUGGGGCCUGUUUGUCAGCUCCCCAACCUCUGCCAGAGGGGGCGGUGGACACGGUCCUAGCAGCAGCCACCAUCUCCAUUAUUGUUUGUUAAAUGUGAGGAAAUGGUAUAUAUUCUGAUUAAAAUGCCUGAGGGUACAGGUGCUCCUUGGCCAUGGGGGGCCACCGCCAUCUGGGUUAUGGGUCUGGCCUGCCUGAGAGGUCCUUGGAGCAGGGGGUGACCUCGGGCAGCCGUGUCCCUGGGCACCUUGCAGAACCGGGGCGUUUCGCGAUGGGUUCAGUCGACGGAAGGCACACAGUCGGCAUCCAGAGAGUGCGUGGCUCCCAGCCCCACCCCCAGCCUUCUGCCGGGGCUGGCUGCAGGGGCUCCUGGGAAGUCCACGCUUUGUGUAGUGCUGCUUCAGUAUAGACGCAAGGGAUGUGAGCAUCUACCUGUCACGUUUCCAACUCACGCCGCCUUGGCGGUGGUCCCGGCAGAGGGCAGAGGGCUACCUCACUGUAUUUACAGCAACAGCUUCAUUGUGCCGUACAGUCACUCUUCCCACAGGACGGCUCGGUGCAUCCAGCACAGUCCUGUGUACGUGCAGAAGUUGUCAUCACCCUGAAGGGCAGCCCGUCCCCACUGGUGGCCUCUCCACCCACCUCCAGCCUCAGGCACCCUCUGAGCUACUGUCUGUUUCUGGAUGUCCCUGCUCUGGACGCUGCGUUGAAUGGAGCCAUGACGGCCUCCGUUGGGCUUCAUGACCAGUGGUCGCGAGUUCUCCGGUCACAGCGUGUGUCACCUCACAUUCCUGCCCACAGCGUCCGUCACAGGGAGGCGCCGCUCCAUCGGCCACCCCUGUCUGUUGGCACGUCCUGGCUGCUAGCGAUGCUCCGGGAGCGUUUUCGUGCCAGUUUCUGUGUGGUUGUGUUUCCACUUCUCGGGCAUGUGGCUAGGAGUGGAAUAGCUGGGACACGUGUGGCUCUGUUCGACCGUCAGAGGGCCCUGACUUGCUUUCCACAGCAGCCGCCGCUCGUACGACUCCCCAGCUGUGCAGGGUCCUGGUGCCUCACGUUCUCCUUGACGCUUGUCAUUGUCCAUCUUGCUGGGUGUGAGGUGAGAGGGCAUUGUGGUUUCGAUUUGCAUUUUCCUAAUGAAUGGUACUAAGCAUCUUUUCACGUGCUUACUGGCCGUUUGUGCAUCUUUGGAGAAACAUCUGUUCAGAUCCUUUGCUCAUUUUCAGUUGCCUUGAGUCGUAGGAGUUCAUUCUGUGUUCUGUGUAGUAGACCCUACUGGUCUGCGCGUCUCCCCCGCUCUCUUUCCACUGUCCUGACAGCGCCUGAGCCACAGCGGCUCACUGCCAUGACAUUGAGACCUCUGUGCUUCUGCCACCUGUGCUUUGGUGUCGUGGCUAAGCAGCCGCCGCCUCACCCGAGGUCAGGGAGGCGCACCCCUGUUUUCUCUAAGAGUCUUAAGGUCCGGUCUUUGAUUCAUUUUGAACUAAUCCCCACAUGGUGUGAGAUGGGAUUCCAGUGCCGUUGUUUUGAGUAUGGACGUCAGUUUGUGAGCACCAUUCACUGAAAACGUUGUUCUCCCGCCCAGCCGUGUGGCUCAGCGGUUGAGCGUCGAUUCGGCUCCCAGUUCGAUUCCUGGUCAGGGCACAUGUCCAGGUUG